AGUCUUGAUCUCUGUGACUGCUCUGCAGAGUCGGACGUGUUGUGUGCAGGAGCCUCUGGGAUAUACUCCUUACAAUGAAAAAGAAGAACAGGUUAAUCAAAUGGAUGUGGUGGAUUGUUGUUGUGUCAGCUUGCUUCUUGCUGGGCUUCAUCAUAGGCUGGUUUGCAAAGCCCACACCUCCAAACACUACAAACAACAGUGCUUCCAGCAAGUAUCUGAGGGAGUUUCUGGAUGAAAUGCAGGCAGACAAGAUCAGGGAGCACCUCAGGAAAUUUACACAACUCCCCCACCUGGCUGGCACAGAGCAGAACCUGAGAUACGCAGAGCAGAUAAAGGAAGAGUGGCUGCAGUUUGGACUGGACUCAGUUGACAUGGUGCCCUAUGACGUCCUGUUGUCCUAUCCCAACAAAUCACAGCCAAAUUACAUCGCGAUAGUCGAUCAGCUUGGCAGUGAGCUUUUUAAAACAUCCUUGGCUGAACCAGUUCCAGAAGGUUAUGAAGAUAUUUCUAACAUUGUGCCUCCAUACAGUGCCUUCUCUGCCAAAGGACAACCUGAGGGGGAUUUGGUGUAUGUGAAUUACGGUCGUACAGAAGACUUCUUCCAGUUACAGAGGGAGAUGGGUAUCAAUGUUACUGGGAAGAUUGUCAUUGUCAGAUAUGGGAAAAUAUUCAGAGGCAACAAGGUGAAGAACGCCAUUUUGGCUGGAGCAAAGGGGAUCAUUAUGUUCUCAGACCCAGCAGAUUACUGUGCUGCUGGAGUCCAGCCUUACCCUGAUGGCUGGAACCUGCCCGGUGGAGGAGCUCAGAGAGGGAAUGUCCUCAACUUGAAUGGAGCAGGAGACCCACUCACACCAGGGUAUCCAGCUAAAGAAUAUAUCUACAGAUUCAGUCUUGAACAUGGAGUGGGACUUCCCAAGAUUCCCGUUCAUCCAAUUGGCUACCAUGAUGCGAUUCACCUGCUGAAGAACAUGGGAGGACAGAUUCCACCCAACAACUGGAAAGGAGCUCUGAAUGUCUCCUACAGGAUUGGUCCAGGCUUUACAGACGACUUCAAGAGCCAGAAGGUGCGUAUGAACAUCCACACUGACAAUCGGGUGACCAGGAUCUACAAUGUCAUUGGCAGGAUAAAAGGAGCUCUGGAGCCAGACAGGUAUGUGAUUCUGGGAGGACACCGGGAUGCCUGGGUGUUUGGAGGAAUUGAUCCCAUGUCUGGUGCUGCAGUGGUCCAUGAAACUGUGAGGAGUGCUGGCGGGCUGAUCAGUAAAGGCUGGAGGCCGAGAAGGACUAUAAUAUUUGCCAGUUGGGAUGCAGAAGAGUUUGGACUGCUGGGGUCUACUGAAUGGGCAGAGGAUAAUGCCAAGCUGCUGCAGGAGAGAGCUGUGGCCUACAUCAACGCAGACUCUGCCAUUGAGGGCAUGUACACACUGCGAGUUGACUGCACUCCGUCGCUACACACUUUGGUGUACGACCUCACCAAGCGGAUAACCAGUCCAGAAGAAGGAGAAGAGGGAGUUUCUCUGUACGAGAGUUGGCAUAAGAGAGACAACUGGACGAAUGACCGUGAUGCACCCAGGAUCAGUAAACUCGGGUCAGGCAGUGAUUUUGAGGCCUUUUUUAUCCGUCUGGGAAUUGCUGCAGGCAGAGCCAGAUACACCAAGAACAAGAAAACAGAGCGGUACAGCAGUUAUCCAGUCUACCACAGUGUGUAUGAAACCUUCGAGAUAGUGGAGAAGUUUUACGACCCUUCAUUCAAGAGGCUUCGGUCGGUGGCCCAGGUGAGAGGUGGGCUCAUCUUCCUGUUGGCUGAUUCAGAGGUCCUCCCUCUGGAUGUCAACCAAUAUGCAGACUCACUGAGGAGGUACGCACAGAGCAUCGCUCAGCUGGCACGGAAGCACCCAGAGGAGAUGAAGAUGUAUGAGGUGUCGUUUGACUCUUUGUUUUCUGCUGUGGAGAACUUCACCAUUGCAGCCAGGGACUUUCAUGAGCGCCUGCAGACUCUCAACAGAGCAGAUCUUCUGCAGGUACGCAUCAUGAAUGAUCAGCUCAUGUAUCUGGAAAGAGCCUUCAUAGACCCACUGGGCUUACCUGGCAGACCCUUCUACAGGCAUGUGAUUUUUGCCCCCAGCAGCCACAAUAAAUAUGCAGGGGAGUCUUUCCCUGGGAUCUAUGAUGCAUUGUUUGACAUUGAGAACUCAGCUGACCCAGAGAAGGCCUGGGAGGAAGUCAAGCGUCAAAUCAGCAUUGCAGCCUUCACCGUUCAUGCUGCUGCCAUGACCCUAACACCACCUGCAUGAAGCACACUGAAACAGUCUGAAGCCACGUAACUUAUCUCGUUAUAACACCAGAAUGUGAAGAGAAGGAACACGCGAUCUGCAACAUGCACAAAAAUGGAUGAUCUCCGUUAUCUGCACCAGCCACUCUCCAGGAAUGUCCAGAGCUCAUCAAUGUGUUGUGUUUUGUUAUGUUGUGGCAGAAAAGAAAUAAUUUAUGUUUUUUAAUGUUUUCUUUUUGUAUGAGUUUUGUAAUGAUAGUCUCUGGCCACAACCUGGCCAAAUAAAAUCAAUCCACCUUUA
Scatophagus argus is the source of this 2573-nucleotide messenger RNA. RefSeq names its product N-acetylated alpha-linked acidic dipeptidase 2 (gene naalad2). The transcript is spliced from 20 exons. The coding region runs from base 75 to 2294 and encodes 739 amino acids. Gene Ontology annotation, molecular function: carboxypeptidase activity. The record is from RefSeq and is a predicted model, not a curated record. NCBI's taxonomy places the organism in Eukaryota, Metazoa, Chordata, Actinopteri, Scatophagidae.